GAGAUUUUUGCCUUGAGCACUGGCCCAGCUUUCACACAUGGCACUUUGUUGCCUCGGGUCCUGAUGACAAGCGAGACAGCUGUUUUUAAUUUGUGUUCCUGUCUCAUUUUUAACGUGUGUUGCAGUGUUUGUACUGCUGCUGCACAGCGCAGCUUCUUGCAGCUCGUUUGAACUUAUUGCAUCACAAUUCUUUUUGGCAGAAUCCGAUGGAGAUGCUGUCGCAUCAACAUUGUUUUUGGGAGACAUCGAACCAGAACCAACUGAAUCCGAUGGAGAUGCUGUCGCAUCAACAUUGUUUUUGGGAGACAUCGAACCGGAUCCAACUGAUGGAGAGGACGAGAUGGAACCAGACAGCACUGACGAUGAGGCAUCAAACGACUUGCCAGAGAGCAUGCAAUUGUUACAAGCACAGUUGCCUGCACCAUCACACCACAUGGGUGGAUUUUCAAGAAACCUGCAGGCUCGCAUGCAAGAGAAGUACCUGGAGAAAUGUCGAGCAUAUAAUGCAUUGCAGGAGCGCUAUUUAA
This is a messenger RNA of Dermacentor silvarum, 527 nucleotides long. RefSeq lists its product as uncharacterized. The transcript has 4 exons. The record is from RefSeq and is a predicted model, not a curated record. Lineage: Eukaryota; Metazoa; Arthropoda; Arachnida; Ixodida; Ixodidae. The coding region runs from base 207 to 527 and encodes 106 amino acids.